Symphalangus syndactylus (siamang) is the source of this 3192-nucleotide messenger RNA. RefSeq names its product leukocyte receptor tyrosine kinase (gene LTK). Gene Ontology annotation, molecular function: transmembrane receptor protein tyrosine kinase activity; ATP binding. The record is from RefSeq and is a predicted model, not a curated record. Gene Ontology annotation, cellular component: signaling receptor complex; plasma membrane. Gene Ontology annotation, biological process: regulation of cell population proliferation; protein phosphorylation; regulation of neuron differentiation. NCBI's taxonomy places the organism in Eukaryota, Metazoa, Chordata, Mammalia, Primates, Hylobatidae.
CCUCCUCUGGCGUCCUGGGGUCUGAGGUGGGCGUGGCCAAGCCGGCUUUAGGUCCGGGGAGUGUCUCGCCAGCGGCAGCACACCCCUGUAAGUGGCGGCCAGGGCUGCGGUGGCAAAGUGAGCUGUCAACUUUAGGUUGACAGGGGUGUGGCCGCGACCGCAAGGGCUGUUGUUGUCGGGUGGACCCAACAGGGAUGGGCCGCUGGGGACGGCUGCUGGUGUGGUUCGGAGCCGCGGGCGCCAUUCUCUGCUCUAGCCCGGGGUCCCAGGAGCCUUUUCUGCCGUCCUCGCCCCUGCCGCUGGCAAGUCCCAGCCCCCGGGACCCGAAAGUCAGCGCCUGGCCUAGCAUCUUAGAGCCAGCCUCCCCGCUGAAUUCUCCGGGCACCGAGGGGUCUUGGCUGUUUUCUACCUGCGGGGCCAGCGGCCGGCAUGGGCCCACACAGACACAAUGUGACGGGGCGUACGCGGGGACCAGCGUGGUGGUGACCGUGGGGGCCGCCGGGCAGCUGAGAGGCGUGCAACUGUGGCGCGUGCCGGGCCCUGGCCGGUAUCUGAUCUCAGCCUACGGAGCCGCGGGCGGCAAAGGCGCCAAGAACCACCUGUCGCGGGCGCAUGGCGUCUUCGUCUCAGCAAUCUUCUCCCUCGGUCUGGAGGAGUCGCUGUACAUCCUGGUGGGGCAGCAGGGAGAGGACGCCUGUCCCGGAGGUAGCCCGGAGAGCCAGCUCGUCUGCCUCGGGGAGUCUCGAGCCGUUGAAGAGCACGCGGUGAUGGAUGGGAGCGAAGGGGUCCCGGGGUCGCGGCGCUGGGCGGGAGGUGGCGGGGGUGGCGGGGGCGCCACCUACGUUUUCCGGGUGCGCGCUGGCGAGCUGGAACCGUUGCUGGUGGCGGCCGGAGGCGGCGGUCGGGCCUACCUGAGGCCGCGGGACCGAGGCCGGACUCAGGCCGCCCCCGAGAAACUGGAGAACCGCUCGGAGGCGCCCGGGAGCGGCGGGAGAGGCGGGGCGGCAGGUGGUGGGGGCGGCUGGACGUCGCGGGCUCCCUCUCCGCAGGCCGGCCGCUCACUGCAGGAGGGGGCGGAGGGCGGCCAGGGCUGCUCCGAGGCUUGGGCGACCCUUGGCUGGGCCGCAGCCGGCGGCUUCGGGGGUGGCGGCGGGGCCUGCACUGCGGGCGGAGGCGGCGGCGGCUACAGGGGGGGCGAUGCUUCAGAGACUGACAACCUCUGGGCUGAUGGGGAAGAUGGAGUAUCCUUCAUACACCCCAGCAGCGAGCUCUACCUGCAGCCUCUGGCAGUCACUGAGAACCACGGAGAGGUAGAGAUCCGAAGGCACCUCAACUGCAGUCACUGCCCUUUGAGAGACUGCCAGUGGCAGGCAGAGCUCCAGUUGGCUGAAUGCCUGUGCCCAGAAGGCAUGGAGCUAGCUGUGGAUAACGUCACCUGCAUGGAGCUGCACAAGCCCCCAGGGCCUCUGGUUCUGAUGGUGGCUGUGGUGGCAACCUCAACAUUGAGCCUCCUUAUGGUGUGUGGGGUCCUGAUUCUGGGUACGAAGCGUCUAGCAGGCACAGUUGAUUCAAGGCUGCUCCUCUCCAUGAAGCAGAAGAAGUGGCAGGGCCUGCGGGAGAUGAGGCUGCUGAGCCCUGAGCUUGAGCUGAGCAAGCUUCGAACCUCUGCCAUCAGGACAGCCCCCAAUCCCUAUUAUUGCCAGGUGGGGCUUGGCCCGGCCCAGUCCUGGCCUCUGCCCCCAGGUGUCACCGAGGUUUCCCCAGCCAAUGUUACUCUGCUCAGAGCCCUGGGCCAUGGUGCCUUUGGGGAGGUGUAUGAGGGACUGGUAAUUGGCCUUCCUGGGGACUCCAGUCCCCUGCAGGUGGCUAUCAAGACCCUGCCAGAACUCUGCUCUCCUCAGGAUGAGCUGGAUUUCCUCAUGGAGGCGCUCAUCAUCAGCAAGUUUAGCCAUCAGAACAUUGUGCGGUGUGUGGGGCUCAGCCUCAGGGCCACCCCUCGCCUCAUUCUGCUGGAACUGAUGUCUGGAGGGGACAUGAAGAGUUUCCUGAGGCACAGUCGGCCACACCUGGGCCAGCCAUCACCUCUGGUCAUGCGGGACCUGCUGCAGCUGGCCCAGGACAUAGCCCAGGGCUGCCACUACCUAGAGGAAAAUCACUUCAUCCACAGGGAUAUUGCCGCCCGGAACUGUCUGCUGAGCUGCACUGGACCCAGCCGAGUGGCCAAGAUUGGGGACUUCGGGAUGGCACGAGAUAUCUACCGGGCCAGUUAUUACCGCAAGGGUGACCGGGCCUUGCUCCCAGUCAAGUGGAUGCCCCCAGAGGCCUUCCUGGAGGGCAUCUUCACAUCCAAGACAGAUUCCUGGUCUUUUGGGGUGCUGCUCUGGGAGAUCUUCUCACUGGGCUACAUGCCCUAUCCUGGGCGCACCAACCAGGAGGUGCUGGACUUCGUCGUUGGAGGGGGCCGGAUGGACCCUCCUAGGGGCUGCCCAGGGCCUGUGUACCGCAUCAUGACCCAGUGUUGGCAGCACAAGCCUGAGCUCCGCCCUAGCUUUGCCAGCAUCUUGGAGCGUCUGCAGUACUGCACUCAGGACCCCGAUGUGCUGAAUUCACUCCUGCCAAUGGAGCUGGGGCCCACCCCAGAGGAGGAAGGGGCUUCUGGGCUGGGGAACAGAUCUUUAGAGUGCCUAAGACCCCCACAGCCCCAGGAACUGAGUCCAGAGAAGUUGAAAAGCUGGGGAGCUAGCCCUCUUGGCCCCUGGCUGUCCUCUGGCCUCAAGCCCCUCAAAUCCAGGGGCCUCCAACCUCAGAACCUUUGGAAUCCCACUUAUCGCUCCUGAGCCCUAAGGGGCCCCGAGGGUAAGGACUGAGGCACUGAGGGUCCCUCCCUAUACUCCUCAGGCUCCUGGAUGGCCUGUUAUUGCCAGCGGCCCCUGUUCCCUGCAGUCUGUGCUGUGUGUCUGGGCCUGUCUUGGGGCUGGCCUGGCAGCACUGCACUUGCCAUGCUGGAAACCAGCCCAGGCCUCCCAGGGAAGUGCCCAGCCACUUCCAGCUUUUGAUCUUUGGGGCCAGAGGCCACCUUACACACACCCCAAGUGUCCAUGGGGAGCACUAGAUUGCUCUCCCAUUAUGAGCAUCCUUCAUCUGGGCAGAGCCCCACCCUGCAGAUGCUUCUAAUAAAAAGCUCUUCUCAUC